Molecule: messenger RNA, 1317 nt
Organism: Coniophora puteana RWD-64-598 SS2
Lineage: Eukaryota; Fungi; Basidiomycota; Agaricomycetes; Boletales; Coniophoraceae
Exons: 14
Coding region: 1-1317 (438 amino acids)
Cellular component (GO): cytoplasm
Source: RefSeq, a predicted model, not a curated record
AUGCUUGUCCUGCCACCAGCGGGACCAUUGGUCCUAGGAGUCGCCCUAGUAGACUUCAACCAUCUGGUGGGACCCAAGAUUGAGUUCCACAUAGGUGACAUAUUUGAAGACGCGGAGGUAGCCAGGAUGUUGCCAUUCCUUGCGCUGCCUGAUGGUGCACAUCUGUACGAAGAAGAUUAUUCAUAUUUCCACCUUGUACCAUCGUCUCCUAAUCCCACCACCAUAUUCGGUAUAUCCUGUAAUCGCCAAAUAGCCGCAUCUGCUCUCCUCAUCAAGGACGUAGAUGUGACACGAUCUAUUGUCCAGAAAGCUGUGGUUGUACUUGCAUCUAAACCGGUGUUUGGACCUAUACGGGACAAGCUGGGUGUUGUUACUAGGGCGCUUUUCGACCAGAGAGACUUCACGUCCACAGACAUUUUGCGCGAUUUUGCUACGGCGUUGGAAAACUCCUUACGCAGCCAGCUGACUGAGAGUGGACUGUACAUGGGUACAAGUUUGCGACAACUUGUGCACACUUUCCGUCAUAGAACACUCGUUCUGCUGAAAACAUUGAUCCUGCAGAAGAAGAUUAUGUUUGCAGGUCCUCCUGUUGAGCGGCUGUGUACCUAUCAAUAUUCGCUUAUCUCCCUGAUACCAGGAUUAUUGCAAAACCUAGAGGAUUGUGGAUCCCCUCCGUUAGCCUCCCGAGCUCCUACACUCUCUCGACCUAACUCCUUGAAGACGUCAGACCGAAAGAGUAUGAUGGCUUUUAUGGGUCUCCCACUUGACUUGUUUGGAAAGGAUGCUUUCUUCCAACCUUAUGUCGCCCUUCAUCAAAUGGACAUGCUCCGGGACUCGCAGAGCUGGCUUUGCGGAAGUACCAACUCCAUAGUGACGCAGCAAAAAGAGGUUGAUCUACUCGUAAAUACCGAAACUGGCACGGUUGAGUUCAGAAAUCCCAGGCUUGAGAGACUUGUUACCCUGACUGGCGCUGAUCGAAAAUGGAUGGACGAAAUUGUGAAAGAUGUCACAGAGUCUAUGGGGGACAACGGUCCCGCAACUCCCAGCGUGAGGUUCAAAGGUAGUGACGACUAUCUACGCGCGAAGUUCGAAGAAUAUGUCGCUGCUGCAUUGUCCAGCAUCAAAUACCAGAGUUUCUUGUCCAAAGGCAAAGGAAAUGGUGUCAUUAUUACCGGAGGUACAGGUGGCGAUUCGAGGUCCGCCGAUGACUUCAACCCUGCUUGGAUUGUAGAAUUCAUGAAGACAUCGGCAUACGAAGUCUGGGACCGCACCACUGAUCCUACCUUGUUUGACAUUGUUGAACCACGGUAUGUCUGA